Molecule: messenger RNA, 618 nt
Organism: Rubroshorea leprosula
Lineage: Eukaryota; Viridiplantae; Streptophyta; Magnoliopsida; Malvales; Dipterocarpaceae
Source: the annotation of a GenBank genome assembly
GAGUUGAUUUGGACGUACGUCCUUGUAUUGACGUCGAAAGAAAUGGCAAGCCACUCUGUUUUAGUGGUAGGUAUACUCAGGCGGUCGAUACAGUUUUGACUCUCUGUAAAGGCUUUCUCCACUCUGUGUUUGCUUUUCCAAUCCAUCGUGUUUUAGCUGUUCCAGAGGAUGGAAGUGGGCGGUGAAGCAGGAGGUGAAAAUGGGAUAAAUCGACGCCUGAAAAAUGAUUUUCUUCCUGAGUCCUUCCGUGGCAUGGGGAAUUAUGUCAAAGCACUUAGCGAGACUCCGCACCGGUUCAUGGACCAGCUCCUGACCCGAUCUCUGGAGACCACCGAGCUCCAUGAGAUCAAGGCCAGAAGCAACCAUGAGAUGAAGAAGAACCUCACGUGGUGGGACCUCAUCUGGUUCGGCAUUGGUGCCGUGAUCGGCGUCGGCGUUUUCUUCCUCACUGGCCUUCAAGCUAAGGAAGUUGCGGGUCCUGCCAUCAUUCUGUCGUAUGUGGUAUCCGGUAUCUCCGCUAUGCUUUCCGUUUUCUGUUACACCGAGUUCGCCGUAGAAAUUCCAGUUGCAGGUAUGUACGUCAAUUUCUUUUCUUUAUACCUAGCAUAUUAUUACUGC